AUGGAUAGUGCUUCACAAAUGUUCUUUGACGAGCUUGAUCGCCGGUUUGUGCCCACCGGAGCACAGUUCGAUGUGACGCAGUGGAUGAAAUCUCUAUCCUACGAUACAAUGGGCUUGAUGACAUUCUCCCGGCCAUAUGGCUACGUUCAGCAUGGGAGAGACUUACACGGCAUCAUGGACGACGUGAACAGGGCAAACCUGAUUAUCGGACCCAUGACGCAGAUACCAUGGCUCGAUUGGCUCUUGCAUAAGAACUGGGUAGCAAAUCUUUUCAAACGCGAAGCCAUUGCCCUCUGCUGGACUACGUCUUGGCGAGUAUUUCAGAGCGUCAGGAAAAACAUCGGAAAAGUCCCAAAUCGCCCUCCAAUGCAAACGUCGACGGACCCAUUGCCGACUGUGACUUCCUCGGGUAUUACCACAAUGCCCAGGAGAGAAAGGAUAAUGGGCCGACUCCACGGCUUCCAUGCUUCGAUCUGUGGUCACCCUGACGCACUGGAAACGGUACGGGCCGAGCUGCGAGAUAAGCAACGCACUGCCACCGGGCUCACUCUACCUUUCCCGCAAUGGCAUGAGCUGCAGAACCUCCCCUUCCUCGACGCCUGCAUUAAAGAGUCACUCCGGCUUGACGCUCCAUUUGCUAUGCCUCUUGAACGAGUAGUUCCGGCGGAGGGAGCCACAAUCUGUGGUCACUUUUACCCUGGAGGCACCGUGGUUGGCAUGAGUCCAUAUAUUACUAACCGCUAUAAGCCGACAUGGAGUUUUGAUGCGGAUCAGUGGCGUCCCAGUCGCUUGUUGGAAGGCGAACCGUCGCAUACCAGAAAGCUUGAAGCCAGUCUGCUUAGUUGCUCCGACAUCGUUGUCGUGGCCGACAUACCCCCAGUGCCACCCAUCCGCCCUCCGGACGCCGUCCGGAACGAACCUCAGGCGUCUGCAUCUACCUCUGGCCACCUCCGACAUCGCCUCCGGCGCAUUAACGAGCUGCCAGCCUUAACUCUCGGCCACUCUGUAACCUGCGGCUGCGAAGAUUGCCGCAAUCGCCGGUUUAACCGGAUGACUCCGAUGGAGGAAGGCUGGCCUGAAUUGUAA
Penicillium concentricum is the source of this 1086-nucleotide messenger RNA. RefSeq lists its product as uncharacterized. The record is from RefSeq and is a predicted model, not a curated record. Gene Ontology annotation, molecular function: heme binding; monooxygenase activity; iron ion binding. Lineage: Eukaryota; Fungi; Ascomycota; Eurotiomycetes; Eurotiales; Aspergillaceae. The coding region runs from base 1 to 1086 and encodes 361 amino acids. The transcript has 4 exons.